AUGCUUGCUUGCAGGCUUUUAUUGUCAAUAAUUUUUGAGCCAGCCAGACUGAAGAACGCAAGCGAAUCUCUCUCGAGGCUCCACUCAAGCUCAUCAGAGGCACUCGAGACGAGCUUUAUCUUCGAUGCCACGAAGAAUCAAGACGCUGUCCAGAAAAGACUAGAUGCGGGCAAGGUUACUGUUUCCAGAAUAAUGGUAUAUCCCAUCAAGAGCUGCCGUGGAAUAUCUGUUCUCAAAUCGAAUUUCACACCGCUUGGCCUCGAGUACGAUCGUCAAUGGUGCAUAAUUGAUGCUAUGUCGCAUCGAAUAAUUACAGCCAGAGCAGUACCGAAAAUGGUACUGAUCACUCCUCGAGUGAUUGAAAGCGAUAUAGACCCAUGCGGCGGCCGACUUCAAAUCUCAUUUCCAGCUGAAUCUGGUUGCGAGACAUUCUUUGUUCCAUUAAAACCAACGUCAGACAUGCUUCAGAACUACAGCAUUACGGAUGAUUGCAGCGUCCACUCGGACACGGGCAUAGAUGGUUACAUCACUCAACCUCACCCUGAUUCUUCCAACACGGAUGCACUCUUAUGCUCGGCCACCCUUUCAAAAUACUUCGGCAAGCCGGUGCAUCUCAUUUUCAAGGGCUCACGAGCGCGUCCCGUCGAGCCGACAUGGUCAUUCCCGAACCUGAAUGCUCAUCUCAACUAUCAAGACGGCUACCCUCUCAUGGUUGUUAGUGAGGAAAGCUUCGGGAGCGUGAAGAAGAUGGCUGCCAAGUGGUGCAGCGAGCAGGAUAUAGAUGAGUUCAAGCACUGGAACGUGGAUUCUUUGGUACUGGAAAGAUAUAGGCCCAACAUCGUCUUCAACGGCGCCUCCGUACCAUUCUCUGAGGACAUGUGGCGGGAGAUUGUUUUGACUUCUCAUACGAACGAAUCUUCCUCUUUCACGUUGGUGGCCAAAUGCACGAGAUGCUUGCUGCCUAAUAUCGAUCCGUUGAACGGCGUUAGGAAUAUGUCUAUUCCCUCCAAGCCGCUUUCCAAGUUUCGCACAGGAUUGGAUCCUGGUCGAACGGACGACUCUUGCUUCGGAUGUAAUGCGGUGGGUCUCGCGUCGGGUGUCAUGAGCGUUGGCGACGUUGUGUCGGUAACGACAUGGGAUAUCGUUUAA
This is a messenger RNA of Heterobasidion irregulare TC 32-1, 1149 nucleotides long. RefSeq lists its product as uncharacterized. The coding region runs from base 1 to 1149 and encodes 382 amino acids. Gene Ontology annotation, molecular function: catalytic activity; molybdenum ion binding; pyridoxal phosphate binding. Lineage: Eukaryota; Fungi; Basidiomycota; Agaricomycetes; Russulales; Bondarzewiaceae. The record is from RefSeq and is a predicted model, not a curated record. The transcript has 7 exons.